This is a messenger RNA of Neurospora tetrasperma FGSC 2508, 2085 nucleotides long. RefSeq lists its product as uncharacterized. Gene Ontology annotation, biological process: DNA-templated transcription; regulation of DNA-templated transcription. Bases 1 to 1950 code for a protein of 649 amino acids. Gene Ontology annotation, cellular component: nucleus. Lineage: Eukaryota; Fungi; Ascomycota; Sordariomycetes; Sordariales; Sordariaceae. Gene Ontology annotation, molecular function: zinc ion binding; DNA binding; DNA-binding transcription factor activity, RNA polymerase II-specific. The record is from RefSeq and is a predicted model, not a curated record. The transcript has 5 exons.
AUGCCGCCUGCUAGCCGACGAACCAGCAGCACGGACGGGCCUCCGCAGCCGAGACAGCUGCCCGGGUCCGCCUGUGAGGAGUGCCGAAAACGCAAGUUGCGAUGCGACCGGCAACGUCCCCAAUGCGGAACUUGCGCCGAUGCAGGAAUCGUAUGCGAAGUCAACCACAACCGCCUCGCCCGCGGGCCCAAGAAAGGCGAUCUCAAGGCCCUGCGGAGCCGCAUCGUUGCUCUUGAACGUCGUCUCAGUCUCGACCCAACCAACCUCGAAGGCCUAUCUCUCCAUGGCGACGCCGACCUUUUACAACAUCCUCUUUCUGCCGCCAGCACUUGCACAACACCACCAGGACCUGCCUCCGAUGGUGACCUCAGCCAAGUUGCCUCACCACGAGGGAGGGGUUCGAUAUGGGAUGGCGACUACCACACCCACAAUGGACAGCUUUCGCCCAUGACACCACAGAUUCCCUUGUCCAUGCAAAACUUCAAGUUCCCUCCAUCACCACCCACACCACCAAAGCGCGCCUUGAUCCAUGAUCUCAUGCGUGCUGACCUCGACCAACUCUAUUUCGACCGCGUCCACCCCAACGUCCCCAUCUUCAACCAGUCCCGCUACUUCGCUCUCUCCCAACAAACACCCCUCUCCACCCACCACCACAACAGCGCCCCCAACCCCCGCCUAUGUCUCCAGUACGCCAUGUGGACGCUGGCCAUGGCCUUGUCCUCCCAGUUCGAAUCCUACCGUGACACCCUCUACAACGAAACCAAGCAGAUGCUCGAGUCGCUCGACAUGUACGAGAACCACCACCCUCACGAAAGCCCCGUCUGCGUGGAGGAAAUCCAAGCUUGGCUUUUGCUUGCCUUUUACGAGUUCUCCAGGACAAACUACAAGCGCGGGUGGGUGACGGCCGGCAGGGCGUUCAGACUGGUGCAGCUGGCAAGACUGCAUGAAAUUGAUAGCCCCGAGAGGUCAAUGUUGCAGCAGGGAGAGGAUCCGGUGCUGGUGGAGGAGCGGAGAAGGACGUUUUGGGUGGCUUAUUGCUUGGAUCGGUUCAUUAGCUUGAAGAAUCAGUGGCCAUUGACGUUGAUGGAGGAGGUGAUCUGCACUCGCCUCCCCUCGCCUGAACUUUCCUUCCAAAGCGGCCAACCAAUCCAAAUGUGUUUCCUCUCCGAAGCCAUUGCCUCUGGCGACCACGGCUUGUUUUCUCCCUUGGCCGAGAGCGUCGUGCUCGCCACUGUCUGUGGCCGCACCCUCUCCCACACGCAGGUUGCCAACGUCGAGCGCACGUACGGUAGCAACUCGGCCGACUUUUGGAUCCGACACGAAUGGCUGGCCGGCAUGGUCAACAAGAGGCUGGAUUCUCUUGUGCAGAGCUACCCGGUUGUGUCGGCGGCGGCGGAUCCGAUGCUCUUUUUUGCUUUUAUGCUUGCUCACACGACAACCAUCAACUUGUGCAAGGUGGUAGAGGCUGGUGAUUGCCAGGGGACUGGACAGCAGCAGGCUUGGGAUCCGGCCGUGUUUGAGUAUCAGAAGCGGGCGCUGAGGGCUGCGAGGGAGAUUGCCGCCUUGACCAAGGCUCAUGAGCAUCUUGGUUAUUUCAAGGCACACAUCUUCCUCCCUCUCUCCAUCUCUCUUGCCGCCUCUCGCCUAAUAUCCCAACGAACCCAAACCAUCAACGACCUCGCCGCCCAAGUGCCCGAGGGCUUCAUUCCCACCACGGAAACCGAAUACGACGGCGAGAUCCAAUCAUGCAUGGACGCGCUACGAAAGAUGCAGACGUUCAACAACCUGGCAAGGGAGCAUUUACAUACGCUGGAGCUUGUCCAGCAGCAGCAGCAACGUGCUCAACAACAACAGACUCUUUUGAUGGGCCACGUACCAAGUCAGAGUCCUAGCCAUUCCCUUAAUGUUUCACAUCAGCAUAUACCCCAAAUUCAACUUUGUACUUAUUAGUCUUAUUAUCUGUAACUAGCGAGGGUGGAGGAGAGAGAAUCAAAGGAUGGGAUGAUGAGAAGGAGGCCAUGGAGGAUAAUACCCACGAAGCAUACGUCUGCAGAGCAGAACAAGAUACCCAACAACAAUACAAGC